AUGGAAGUGCGGAGGAGGAAUUUGGUCUCAGAAGGAUCACAGAAUACCGGCUCUUCGACCACAUCCGGCAGCGAUACGGAGAGUCGUUCCUUGCUCGCCGUAGACCAUCCUCAAGCAUCAGUUCACUUAUGGGAUUGGGUUGUGGUUUUUGGCCUUAUAUUAUUCUUGGUUGUUUUUAUACCUCUGCAUUCAACUUCUUGCGGAGACUUUGUCCCCAGUGGAACUGACCCCAAUUCCACCUUUCAGGAGCUCUUUGCCCGAAAACAUCUACAGUAUGUUACAAGGUUGGGCCCCCGUACCGGCGGUUCGAUUAACAAUGAAAUUCAUGCUCGAAAAUACCUCCUAUCUGAAAUCCAGAAGGUUGUUGAAUUGGCCCAGUCUUCUGGGCUCGUCGCUGACCUCGAUGAACAGAUCGCUCGCCCAUCAUCCUUUAAAACCCAUGUUCACAUAACAUCUUACGCUAACAUUCCGAAUCUCCUUCUUCGUUUGCGUGAUCCUCGCGUCAAAGGCGAUUCGGCCGCACGUUCGGUUUUGGUUAACUGUCAUUACGACACGGCUCCGCAAAGCCCUGGUGCAUCUGAUGCCUUUGUUGGAUGCGCCAAUUCUCUCGAAGUGGCUCGUAUUCUUGCAGGUGGUGGCACUACAUUAAGGAACAACAUUAUUUUCCUCUUCAACUCUGCCGAAGAGAAUAUUCUGCCUGCCAGCCAUGCAUUCAUAACACAGCAUCCCUGGGCUGAAGAAGUGGCUGUCUUCAUCAAUCUGGAAGGCGCGGGGGCUGGUGGCAAACUGCUGGUCUUUCAAAGUGGCCCCGGACCAGCAAGCUCAGCUCUCAUUCAGUUUUACUCAUCUACAGCUCGCUAUCCAUUUGCCUCUGUGGUGGGAGAGGAGGUGUUUCAUUUUGGCUUCAUUCCAUCCGAUACGGAUUUUCGAAUAUUUAGAGAUUAUGGGUUGAUUCCGGGUUUGGAUCUAGCCUACAUUGGCAAUGGGUAUGCAUACCACACAUGUCAUGAUAUCGAAGAACGCAUUUCGCCAUCGUGUUUGCAUUUGGCUGGAGAUAAUCUUUUGCAGCUUGUCAAGUUGAUGGCUCAGGAUCCCAGCGUUAACAGAAUGAAGAAAUUGGAACGCUCAAAUGAGCCAAAAGUGGAAAAUGAAAUAAUUUUCUCUCCUGAGGGUGGCUUGGGCAACAUACACGCUUUUUCCAAUGCUCAAGUAGAGUCUAACUUUGCUCGAUAUGUGUACUUUGACGUGCUGGGGUAUUUUAUUUUGAGCUACCCGUGGUUUGUCGGUCGAAUGAUUCAUUGGAGUGUCUUUAUUGUAAUUCUGCUUUGGAUCUUUUUAUCCCAGAAGUCUGGAGGCGGUAGCCACAGUGGUCUAUUCCUCGCAACCUUAAUCCAGACGCUAUUUUUUAUCACUGGUCAUCUCUUUUCUCUUCUUGUUGGUUACGUGAUUCAUAUGUACGGUUGUCGAAUGUCGUGGUACACCAACAAGUGCAAUCUUUUCGGUCUCUAUCUUCUGCCACUGCUUUCCUACUUCUUAUUCUACCAUUCCGUACUUUUAAAAAUUCCAUCUGGUUCGCUUUGGCACUUACCCGGAUUGCGAUAUUUGCUUCAACGCAGCCUAUGGUUCGAUACUACUUCCAUUAAGACUCUAGUUAUCGAAAAUGACUUUUUUAAAGGCAGCGUUCUUGUCAUGAGUAUUAUGACUUUAAUCGCUCUGUGUUAUAAUAGCCCUGCGUCUUACGUUCCCCUAUUUUGGUGCCUUCUCGCUACAGUUUUUCGCUUCAUUUAUUUUAUGAUGUUUGGAAGGACUGGUGUUUGUUAUGUUGCCAAAGUUCUUUUGGUGCUUCUUCCUCCCUUGGUAAUAUUUCACAUCUCCUCCGUAUAUACACUCUUUGAAGUUUUCAUACCUAUCAUGGGUCGCUCUGGGCAUGAAGCACAACCGGAUGUUAUCAUAGGCGGCCUUGUGGCUUUUUCGUCUGUCCCUGUACUGAUGUUUUGCGCGGAUUCUGUUCAUCUAACAUCGUCUGAAACCUCUCGUGUACUUCGACGAAUUACAAUCAACGGAUGCAUAAGUUUCAUUAUUAUUGUGCAUACUUCCUUCCUGGGUUUCCCCUACACUGUAAUGCCUGAUAACAACCGACAUUUGGUGCCGCCUAGUCAACAACGCGUUGCUGUUUUUCAUACUAAUCGCUGGUUCAGUGAAAGCCCUCUUAAUUCGACCGUCACCCGCGAGGACUCUGGUCUCUUCAUUUUUCCACUGGAUGCUAACCGAUUCCGCUACUACCACCAUCCACCCUCUCCAGCUCCGAACCCCUUCAUGCUUCGUUUCCAGCAGUAUUUAUCCUCUGAACCGUCAGAGACUUUCUACUUCCCUGAAAUCGAGCAGAUGGAGCCAUUUACUUUCCAUCACACUGUGCCCUAUUGUGGCGUGCCAGUACUCUACCCCCUAUUGAAUGCUUUUGAUACCAUCUAUUAUAUUCCCGCUCCGAAGCACAACUCGCCUUCAACCGGUUUCGCAAUUACCGAACGUCACCAGGAGGCCUCGUCUGAUGGUGUUCAACUGGUAAAUCUUACUGUUUCCAUUGACUCGAGUGCUCCACUCACCCAGCUCUAUCUACGAACUGCGCCUGACUAUGUCCGACUCACUCGUUGGUCAUUCGCUCCUGAGCAGGCUUGUCCCCAGCCUGUGCCGAUUCCACGCGGAACGUCCCACCAAACCGAUGCCGAUGGACCUAGAUCAGCGCACUUUUACAUCAACCACAUUGACCCCUCAGUGGCCACCUCAAGGACAGGUCAAUGGGCUCAGCCGUGGGUUUUCUGGCUCCAGUUUUCCGUCUACCCUGUCUCACUCAACCCUGAUCUCUCCGACUCUAAUGUUGGUGUGGACAUUGCUGUAGUCAGCCAGUAUAUGGAUGAAAGUGUCCCCCAAGGUGUGUCCGAUCCGAUGCGCCGAAUUUUGCACCGUUUGCCACAAUGGGCUGUCGCUUCUCACUGGCUUUCAUCCUACAACCACACUCGCUUGCUCCUGCUAAGUUGA
This is a messenger RNA of Echinococcus granulosus, 3036 nucleotides long. Its product is annotated as Endoplasmic reticulum metallopeptidase. Gene Ontology annotation, molecular function: metalloexopeptidase activity. Gene Ontology annotation, biological process: proteolysis. NCBI's taxonomy places the organism in Eukaryota, Metazoa, Platyhelminthes, Cestoda, Cyclophyllidea, Taeniidae. The transcript has a single exon. The coding region runs from base 1 to 3036 and encodes 1011 amino acids. The record is from RefSeq and is a predicted model, not a curated record.